Molecule: messenger RNA, 435 nt
Organism: Penicillium taxi
Lineage: Eukaryota; Fungi; Ascomycota; Eurotiomycetes; Eurotiales; Aspergillaceae
Product: YjbQ family protein
Exons: 2
Coding region: 1-435 (144 amino acids)
Source: RefSeq, a predicted model, not a curated record
AUGUCUUGGUUUCAAAAAAGCUUCACGCUGCCUUCACGCAGCCGUGGCUCCUAUCUCAUCACGGAUCAAAUCCUAUCGGAACUGCCUGAGCUCCGCGACUACAAAGUCGGCAUGCUAAACCUAUUCGUGCAACACACCAGCUGCGCACUCUCGCUAAAUGAGAACUGGGAUGACGAUGUUCGUGCCGAUAUGAGUGAUGCGCUGGAUCGCAUUGCGCCGACUGAUCGCAAGGGUAAUCUUUAUCGUCACUCCGCCGAGGGGGAUGAUGAUAUGCCGGCUCAUAUCAAAUCUGCUCUUAUUGGUGCUUCUGUGAACAUCCCUAUCUCUAACGGCCGUUUGGCUACUGGUACUUGGCAAGGCAUUUGGUACCUGGAGUUCCGCACUAGCAGACACACUCGCAAGGUUGUCGCUACUAUUCAGGGCCAGAAGGAGUAG